UAUUCCGCCAUGUUGGGAAGCUACUUGAAAUGCCUGAAACCGAACCGCGUUCGAUCGAAAUGCUAACAUUUUAGAUGCAUAGCAACGACUGUAGAAAUGUCUUACGAACAAUAUAGUGGCCUUCUUUUUGAGAUUAGCCAACGACUCGAUCAACUGAAUCAACAUGAACGCUUGCUCUUCAUGUGUAGAAGGCGUGUGGUGUCUAGACCUGAAAACAUUCGCGAUGCACUUUCGCUGUUACGAGAGCUAGAGGAACAAAAUAAUUUGGCCAUUGAUCAAGUUGAGUUAUUGAAAGAUCUUCUAAGAGAAGUCGGAGAAUGUUCUUUGUUGCAGAAAGUGACAAAGUUCGAGGACAAAAGAAAAGAUUACAACGAGUUACUUGAACAGAUCAGCCGUGCUCUCGACGAAAGCAAUCAACUGCAGCAGCUCAUUGCUGUCUGCAUCGAGAGGGGUACGUUGGAGGAAAAUGAAAGAAACACACAAAUUGGUCGAAUUUUGUUUGAAAAACUUGAAUGCCGUGAACAUUUUGCAUUUGGUCGCCUUGCUUUCUUGAAAGGGAUUUUAUCGGAAAUUGAGAGACUAGAUCUAGUGAAGAAGGUUCAGGAUUUCGAGAAGCGGAGAAUUGAUGAGGAUGAAUUUGAAAGAAGAAAAGCACAAGCCGGAAGCAUUGUUGCAGCGGCCAGGGUUGUCGGUGGAAGAGUUAUCGGAGGUCGACAAUCUGAUGGGGCUCACUGCUUUAUGGAACAGGUACGAGGAUGGCACGCUCAAGGAACAUUUAUUCGAUUUUUUUGUGACUGAUGAAAUGAAGACCCGUGCCGGUGGUGAGGAGAAUGUGGAAUUGACUGUGACGAUUGAAAGGGAAGAAUACGAGAAAGCUUACUCUGAGCUUGUCCAAGAAGCUGAUGAUAACGAGAGGGGAAUUCCGGAAAGAGGUGUUCGAAGACACUCCGACUCAGUGCUAUCUGUCCCACCCAGAACAGAUGAAAAGUUGCUGAUAACACUAGCACAAGUUAAGCACCAAGUUGUGUCUCUCGAGGAAAGAAUGGAUGUUCUAGAUCCUCAAAUGGUUGCAUUGGAGAACGGAGAUAGUGGACGACCUCAAGUAAGAAAUCGCAGACUCUCUGACUCAUUUUUACUUCUUAAGCCAAGCCAAGAUGAGGUGUCGCUGAGGAAGCUCACUCAACUUGAGAAUAAAAUAAAGCUCCUGGAAGAAAGAGUGGAAAUUCUAGAGAUAAGAAGGCCGAUUGAUUUAUCAUCAGAAGGGCUAGAUCAGAAUGCCAGCUACGAAUGGCUCGGAAAAACCAAGAUGUACGUGGACAAUCUUCCAUUCGAGACGCAGAGUUUGAUAACAGAGAUAACUGACAGCGGUUUGGAAAUGGAACUGAACAUAUAUCUACGCUAAACAUCUGAGUUUAGCGUAGAUAUAAGUGAUGAAUGUGACACCCAGACGGUAAUGGAUAACGAGUGGUUGUCACUGUCAUUAGCUUUGCAGAGUAAGAAUUUCGCCAUCGUUGAUG
Messenger RNA from Stylophora pistillata, 1517 nucleotides. RefSeq lists its product as uncharacterized. Gene Ontology annotation, molecular function: protein binding. The record is from RefSeq and is a predicted model, not a curated record. Gene Ontology annotation, biological process: regulation of apoptotic process. NCBI's taxonomy places the organism in Eukaryota, Metazoa, Cnidaria, Anthozoa, Scleractinia, Pocilloporidae.